Messenger RNA from Symbiodinium necroappetens, 1233 nucleotides. Lineage: Eukaryota; Dinophyceae; Suessiales; Symbiodiniaceae. The record is from the annotation of a GenBank genome assembly.
AUGGCACGUUCUUCCCAGCUGUUCGAAGCAGCCUCGACGGGACAAUGUCGCUUUUCAAAGUCGUGGCAGGUGCUCAAGUUUUUUCAGGGGCUUUUGGGCCUCUGCCGCCCGACCUGGGACGCUUUGCAGAUGCCGGCGCCGCUGGAGACGGCGGGUACGACGGCUGCUCAUCUCUUCCUUGCUUGUUGGGCGGCAGCAUGCAGCUGGGAUAUUGGCUUUUUGGCCCUAGAUCGCUGGAGUCAGGAAUCCACAUGCCGUCCAGCAGAGGCGACGGCAGCAAUGGACUUACUGAGACCACUUUUUGGAGAGGUGUCGUCGCUCUUCGGCCUCUUCACCCUGCUGCAGGUUGUCGACAUCGGACCAGACGGGGAGGAGAAGAACAAGGCCAAAGCGGACAUUGUCAAUCAGACGCAGAUCCGGUUGCGUGCGAAUGGUUCGUCUUGUCCGGUUUGUUUGGAAGACUUGGGACCAGAUGCAGACAGGAUUGUUGUUGCUCCAUGUUCGCACGCAGUGCACUGGAGCUGUUAUGCUUCAGCUGUGCGGGCGAAGACGUUUCAAGCCGGGCGUUGCCUGAUGUGCAGAAAGGUUGCCUCUUGGUCCAACAUCACUAUCUCAAGACUACUUCGUGAUUUCCAAGGAUUUCUUGCCCGGACAGCAGCAGAGGAAGACUGGGGGUCUUGUGAUGAAAUUCCUCGGGAAUUUCUGGUGGCAUCUGCUUGUGCGGACUUGUCCGAGCAUUUGCCUCUGCUACACGAAGUCUCGAUGUCGCUGGAAUGCUUCUCGGCUCUGUACGUGGCGCAAAAGAUUGAGGUUACGCCUUCGGGAGCAUGGAUGGUUGCUCAGGAGCUGUCUGCUGAGAAUGCUUCAGGGCGCGGGCCCCUUGCUGGGCCAGGUGCAGAAGCAGUCGGCACGCGCCCAGCCUCCGUGAGGCUUCCCGUCGGAUCCUUGUUGGUGUCUGCGUCCUCGGCGGAUGGCAGUGUUUGCCUCAACGAGAUCGAGAUGCAGAAUGCGGCAGCAUUCCAGCCCAUGUUACUGUUUGAGAUCCUGCGUGCGGCCAAUGGCCUGUUCAUUUGGCGUGUUCCGCUUCCGAUGCAUUUGUUUUGGAAUGAGGAGUUCCAGUCCAAGCUUGAAGUCCGCGGCGUGCAUCUUUGCCGGGAGAAAGUUUUGGACUUGCUGCGUCAUCCCCAAGCUGAGAUGUUCGGCCGGCAUCAGUCUGCCACCGAGAUGCCAUAG